GGGAACAAUACACAUUCCUUAUAAACUUAUAUACUGUCUGGCCGGGUAGUUUAUAUAACACCCAACUUCUAGAAUGGUAAAUACUGUAAUAUGAAUUACGGACUUAUACAGUUCUACCGAGAAAGGAUUUUUAAACAGAAAACAUCAUUUAUUAUGCUGUGAUAUAAUCUGCUUUGAUGGAUGUGUAUAUUAAAGUGAUGUUGUUCGUUGUCUGUGGACGGCCUUACAUUGUAAACAUGGUGAGUGAUUAUACGUGACUCCAAAUGUUCUGUGGUUCCUAUAAUUACCCCAACGGGCAACAACCACUAAACGUCAACCACAGGAUUAAGAAAAAAACAACAGAUUUAAGUGGACACUGGAAACUCAGAUCUGUUUUCCUAAUAUGAAAACAAGUUUGUCUUUGUGAUUGUUUUGUCAGUAUGCAACAAACUGCUCUUCUGUGAAAUCAACUUUAUAUAGUAAAAAACAAACUUAAACGGUUUUGGAUCAUUUUAACAAAAUGGCUACAUCCCUAUACAAAGCUCAGAUUCCUUUUCGUAUCAAGGGUCAAACAAAAUGUACAUACCACAAGAGGAGACAACUAGACCUUUACUGUGAAGAAUGUCAAGUUCCUGUCUGCAUCAAGUGUGUAUCUACUGUACAUAAGAGUCACCCUUUGUGUGACCUUAGUGAAACUACUCCUCAAAUUAAACAGGAUGUUCAAAACUUUAUAGACAAAACUGAGAAUGUUGACCUUUCGCAAAUAGACCAGUACAUCACAUUUACUGAACAACAUUUAAAGGACAACGCCAGGAACUUUGAUAAACUUGCGCACCAGUUAAAGACACAGACCAACAAACUCAAAGAAAAUCUGGACCUGCUUAUAGCACAGACUCUGUCUGUCUAUCAUCAAAUGCAGGAAGAUAAUACCAAGCUUCUUCAAACCUACAAACAGGACCUUGAAAUAUUCAGCACAAAGCUAAAACAACAAUUACAGGAAUGUAAGAUAGCACUUCAGCGCGGCUCUGACAUACAAAUCUACGACGCAGGAUCUGAGAUUCAAUCUUCAGUUAAACUCCCUAUAAAACCUACCCUGGGUACUGCUAGCUUUACUCCAAACCUUAACCCUCAGAGUCAUCUGGAACAAGCUUUGGGAAGAAUUAGCACAUCAGGUCAUUUUCAGGGUCAGGAUUUACUAGGUCAUGAUCGGUCAAUUGGAUCAUCUGCUGGACAACGACCAUCCCCUACACAACAGAGAUCAGAAUCGAAAGGACGGUCACAAAUAUCAAAAGGAAGACAGAAAGUAUUCAGUCCUGUAUAUGCCCUGUUGUCUGAGACCAAGAUGUUGGUGGAGUGGAAGCCUCAGUGUGUCAUUUCUUCUGUAUGUCCAAGCAGAGAUGGUCAGGCGUGGACCAGUGACUGUAACAGUAACACCUUGACUCUCCUGAACAGGAAGGGCAAAGUAAUGCGGAAGGUUACACAUGAUUAUUCGAUCAGAGACAUAAGUCUGUCGCCUACAACCAACACACUGUGGGCCUGUGACGAAGACAACAACAUCACUGAGCUCGUGUCUGGACAACUACUACAGAGAUUCAGAACCAGUGAGAAACCACGGUGUAUCUGUAUUACAGCUAGUAACAAUGUCAUUGUGGGGAUGGCCAAACAAAUCUCAAAAUUUACCGCAAAAGGUAAACUGGUACUUUCUACAUUGGCUGUAAGGACUUGGGAACCAAUAGUGUGUUCACCACGCAGAAUAUCAGAGUGUCCUGUUACUCACAAUAUCGCAGUGGUCGACUUGCAAUAUACAGAUGAUGAUGGUUAUGGGAAUCCAAACGUUGUUGUCAUGGACACAGAUUUCAAGAAACGUUUUGUAUUUGAUGGUGAAGUCCCACAUACAUAUCAACAAACAUCACAGUCAGGAUGUGAACCAUUUGGCCCCUGGAGUGUGGUGUAUGACACUGUGGGUAACCUAGUCAUAGGGGACCGUGGUAACAACCGUAUCCUACUCAUCAGUGGGACUGGUGAGUUCCUCAGGAUCAUACACACAGAUGACUACUGGCCAUUGAUUGUUGGUGUAGACAGGGAGGAUGUCCUGUGGGCAGUUGUUGAUGAUUACUUUGUCAAACUACUUCAAUACCGAAGUGUGUGACAUCUGGACAAACUGCAAUGUGCAUAUAUAGUAACCAUGACAACUAACACUGCUGUGCAACCCGUCGUUAGACCGCAGCUAUUUGGUGACUGAUACAUGGUGAUUAUGGAGUAACAAUGAAAGUUAUGUGACUUUAUUAAAAUGCAAUAUCUAAAGCGUCAGCAAUAGUUAGCAAAUCAGUAACAAUUGAGCAAACACUAAGCACAAUUUUGAUGGGUACAUAAUAGGAAUUCUUUGAACUUUCUGAUGUAAGUAUCCUUCACUUGAUGAGUAUUCAACCAAGAUUUCUAGGUGAGCAAUACUUGUCCAUUUGUCCUUUUUGUUUUCACAGAAAUUAAAUUUUACUUCAACAUUUUCUCUCUUUUCUGAAUGUUUUGCUUCAGACAUUCUUAUCUCCCUUGAAUAAAUGCAGAGAAUAUAUAGUCUAAUAUAUUAACAAAUUAGAUUUUAAUUUUCAAUAUUUUUCAUGACAAUCCUUGAAUAAUUUACAAUCAAAGUGUGGUGUUUUUAAUAGAAAAACUGAAUUAAAUACCUGUAUGGUUGAUAUUUCCUUAUCAUGCACAUUUUCAAUGUUAUGUGUGAGUGGUGGUCAUAAAAACAUUUUGA
Messenger RNA from Mizuhopecten yessoensis (Yesso scallop), 2734 nucleotides. RefSeq lists its product as uncharacterized. Gene Ontology annotation, biological process: positive regulation of DNA-templated transcription. The transcript has a single exon. NCBI's taxonomy places the organism in Eukaryota, Metazoa, Mollusca, Bivalvia, Pectinida, Pectinidae. Gene Ontology annotation, cellular component: nucleoplasm; chromatin. Gene Ontology annotation, molecular function: ubiquitin-protein transferase activity; zinc ion binding. The coding region runs from base 500 to 2128 and encodes 542 amino acids. The record is from RefSeq and is a predicted model, not a curated record.